Messenger RNA from Branchiostoma floridae (Florida lancelet), 1793 nucleotides. RefSeq lists its product as uncharacterized. The transcript is spliced from 12 exons. The record is from RefSeq and is a predicted model, not a curated record. Bases 84 to 1790 code for a protein of 568 amino acids. NCBI's taxonomy places the organism in Eukaryota, Metazoa, Chordata, Leptocardii, Amphioxiformes, Branchiostomatidae.
CUCAGGCAUGUAUACAGGAGGAAGUGCUACGAGGAAGUAACGCUAAAAUCCAUCCGCAAAAGCAAAGGAUCCCAAAGUUUAGCAUGGCGUUCUCCAGUUUUAUUCCGAACAUGAAGUUUACUGUCUGUCUGGUGUUCCUUACUGCGGGCUUCACUUCAGGCCAGUCCGUCCAGGGGGUGCCAGCUCAGAGCUGCUCGUCUCAAGGCCCGCCAGGUAUUCCCGGGAGAGACGGCCGUGAUGGUCGCGACUGUCCCUGCAGCUGUGGAACAAAGGACGCAGAUAUAGAUGAACUGCGACAGAAGUAUCAGGUGCUGGAACAGAAGCUGUCAGCGUUGGAGAAUAAAACGGAGACCACAUCCGGGCCUUGCUCAGAAGAUACAUGUAAGACACCGUCCAGCUGCACUGAAGUAGCAGAAAGAAGUGGAAUCAACAACCAGGCAUUCUACGUCAUCGACCCUGAUGGACCAGAACGGGGGGUCCUGCCGAUGGUUGUUCAGUGUGAUGUUCAGGGAGAUAAAAUAAUCACCCUGAUUGGCCACGACAGUGAGGCACGGACACAUGUGAAUGGAAUUGAGGCUAAUGGUGGCCACUCUACGGAUGUGACGUACUGGAAUAGCAUGGACCAAGUGAGAGCUGUGGUGGACAAGUCAAGUUUGUGCAAACAGCACAUCAAGUAUGAAUGCCAUGCCUCAUUGAUCUGGCACGCAUCUGGUCCAGCCGCCGCCUGGUGGGUGACUUGGGAUGGUCGUCAGGCUGACUACUGGGGAGGUGCCAGUCCUGGGAGUGGGCAGUGUGCCUGUGGACAAGCAGGCACAUGCGCAAAGGGAUGCAACUGUGAUGCCAAUGACUCCACCUGGCGUGAGGAUUCUGGGUUCCUGUCCCACAAGGAUGACCUGCCAGUCACCCAGCUCAGGUUUGGGGACACCGGUGCUGGUAAUGAAGAAGACUACCUGGAAGAAACGGAGACUUGUUACAAAUGUGAUGAUGAGGUGGCCAGCCUAAAGGAGGUCAUUGCCAACCAGUCCGCACUUCUAGCACAACAGGCCGGACAUCUAGCACAACAGGCCGGACAACUAGCACAGCAGGCCGGACAACUAGCACAACAGGCCGGACUCAUCUCAUCUCUGCAGAGUGGCCUGGACAGUGUUGUCGCACGGGUGGACAGUGCCGAGCAGUUCAUGAAUACAUGUAACACACCGUCCAACUGCACUGAAGUAGCAGAAAGAAGUGGAAUCAACAACCAGGCAUUCUACGUCAUCGACCCUGAUGGACCAGAACGGGGGGUCCUGCCGAUGGUUGUUCAGUGUGAUCUUCAGGGAGAUAAAAUAAUCACCCUGAUUGGCCACGACAGUGAGGCACGGACACAUGUGAAUGGGUUGGAGGGACAAGGUUCCUACUCCAAGGAUGUGACAUACUGGAAUAGCAUGGAACAAGUGAGAGCUGUGGUGGACAAGUCAAGUCUCUGCAAACAGCACAUCAAGUAUGAAUGCCAUGGCUCAGUGAUCUGGAGCUCAUCUGCCACACCCUACGCCUGGUGGGUGACUUGGAAUGGCCGCCAGGCUGACUACUGGGGAGGUGCCAGUCCUGGGAGUGGGAAAUGUGCCUGUGGACAAUCAGGCACAUGCUCUGGUAGAUGCAACUGUGAUGCCAAUGAUGCCACCUGGCGUGAGGAUUCUGGGUUCCUGUCCCACAAGGAUGACCUGCCAGUCACCCAGCUCAGGUUUGGGGACACUGGUGAUGGUUCUGAAGAAGGUUACUACACCCUGGGGAAACUCAUCUGCUACCCCUGAGUC